AUGUUCAAUAACUACUUCUCCUCAGUAUUCACUCCACAAGAAGAUCUUCAAUCUAACAACGCUACUACGACAGAUAUAAAUGACACUAUUUCUUCUGGUUCACCUACUCAGUCAAUAGAUCAAUUAUCAGUGAUGGAAAGUGAUGUUCUGAGAACUCUAAAAUCUUUCGACCCAGAUAAAGCAUUAGGAUCAGAUGAAAUCCCUGGUAGAAUUCUGAAAGUAACAGCCAAUCAAAUUACUCUGUCGCUCACUCGCCUGUUUAACAAAUCUCUCCAAGUUGGGGUAGUACCCGAUGAGUGGAAGCUUGCAAAUGUCGUUCCAGUAUUUAAAAAAGGAGAAAUGGAUCGCGUAGAAAACAACAGACCUAUUGCUCUUUUAUGUAUAGUAUCGAAAUUGUUGGAACGAUGCAUAUUAAACCACCUUAGAUUCUCUCUACAGAACAUAAUAAAUCGCUGUCAGCAUGGUUUUACUUCCGCGAAAUCCUGCACUACUCAACUCAUCCAAGUUAUAGAUACAAUUGGUAAACUUCUUGAUCAAGGAGAGCAGAUAGAUGUCGUUUAUCUUGAUAUGUCCAAGGCAUUCGAUAAAGUGAAUCACACGAAGAUGAUCGAUAAACUCCGUAGUUUUGGAUUCAACGGUGGCUUGCUUACUUGGUUCCAGUCCUAUCUUCGCCAUCGUCGACAAAAAGUGACAGCGUUAGGAUCAACAUCUAUGUCGACGCUCGUGACAUCCGAAGUACCACAAGAAUCUAUCUUGGGUACAAUCCUGUUUCUGCUUUACGUCAAUGAUCUACCCGAUGCGAUAUCCUCGUCUACAAUUGCAACCUUCGCAGACGAUACCAAAUUGUUCCAAUGCAUGUCGGGUGAAGCAGACAGCUCUCUCCUACAAGAAGAUCUGACCAAUAUACACAACUGGUCAUCGUCUUCUGAUCUUAUGUUUAAUCAGUCUAAAUGUAAAGUUCAGUCAAUAUCGCGUAAACGAAAGCCCAUUAUGGCCUCAUACUCCAUGGGAAAUACCCAGCUCGACCACUGUUUCCAAGAGCGUGACCUUGGAGUAUGGAUCUCGUCUGAUCUAUCGUGGAAGAAGCAGGUAGAAUCGCAGAGUACAAAAGCAAACCAGAUCUUGGGGUACGUGAAAAGAACAACAAAAAAUUUAAAGUCUCUCACAACAAGACGAACAAUUUAUUUAACAAUUGUACGUGCUCAUCUUGGUUUCGCGACGCAAGUCUGGGCGCCUCAAACUGUAGAGCAAAUAAGAAAGUUUGAACGGGUUAAGCGACGUGCAACUAAAUAUAUUCUCCAUCUGCCAUUUAACUCCGACGUCUCAUACAAAGACAGACUAAUUCAAUGUAACUUAAUUCCAUUAACUUACUGGCAUGAGUACUUAGACAUGGUCUUUUUCUUCAAACCAAUAAACCAUCUUAUCCAUGUGAACGAUACUUUCCUACCAAAAUCAAAGAAAUCUGAGAGAUCUACAAGAUUGUCGCGUAAUGCGUUUGGUACUACCUUCAAAGAGCAACGAUACAGAAAAUCAAAGUACAGCAGAUCUUACAACACGGACAUGGAACACACUACAGAAAGAAAUAACACAAAACCACAACAAAUCUUCUCUUGCCACUUUCAAGAAUAUUCUGAAAGAAUACUACUACUCCACUCUUUCCUUAACUUUCGACCCUGACGACCCACGUACAUGGAAGACAACCUGUGUCAAAUGUAACUGUGCUCGAAGUUUGCUGGUUCCCCCUUCUUGUUGUUUUUGA
Messenger RNA from Paramuricea clavata, 1759 nucleotides. The record is from the annotation of a GenBank genome assembly. Lineage: Eukaryota; Metazoa; Cnidaria; Anthozoa; Malacalcyonacea; Plexauridae.